Molecule: messenger RNA, 1585 nt
Organism: Calliphora vicina (urban bluebottle blowfly)
Lineage: Eukaryota; Metazoa; Arthropoda; Insecta; Diptera; Calliphoridae
Exons: 2
Coding region: 95-1555 (486 amino acids)
Source: RefSeq, a predicted model, not a curated record
AUACAACUAUGUUAUAUUUGUUUACAUCUUUCUUUGUUUAUCUCUCUAACCUCAAAAAAAUACUUAUUUUGGAAAAAGUAAAUAAUAAACGAAAAUGGAUAUUGAGGAUGAAAUGUUCGAAGAGCACUUGGAUGAAGAAUAUCAAAACAGUGAAAUCGAAGAACAAUUUACAGCAUUAGAGACACAAAUUGUUGAAUUGGAAAAGAAACAAUCAACCGCUCACAAUGACCAUGAACUGCAGGACAAAUUAGAAAAAGCUAUUGCAUUGCUAAGAUUACAUGUACAAAGUUAUCAGCGCAUCAUUAUAUUUAACAGACGUCGAGCCAAACAACGUUUGAGAAGAAGACAGUGUACAUUAAGAAAUUUCUUUUUACAGUCCCUAAUGGAAACGCAAAUAAGAUUUGUGGAAAUGUUACCAUUGGCUUUAGAACCUCAACUAUUUUUAGAAAACAAACCCAGUGAAGAUGUAGAAAUGGAUAAAACUUCGACCCCAUCAAAUCCAACUGAGGAGAGCGACUAUGAGGAUGUGGCAGAACCUCUGUGUUUUUACAAAGACGCAGUUACAAAAUUUACUGAAUACCAGUGGCUUGAUACAUUUCAUAUGCCUAAACAUAUUUUUGAGCUGAUAUGUUCAAGACUAAAGACUUCGCUCGAAAGUAUAGACAUGCAUUUCGAGACCUGGAUUUCAAUGUGCAUUUAUAUGAUGGCUACUGGUAGUAAGUUUAGUUAUGUUGCAAUGCUUUUUAAUGUGGAAAAACGAUUUGCGAGACGAUCUUUAUUUAAAUUUAUAGUAGCCCUACUUAAGGAAUUCUCGGGAAAGCAUCUUUCUAUGCCAAAAAGUACAAGCGAGUUUGAAAAAAUAUCGAAUGGUUUCCAAAAAGCCUCGAAUAUGACGCCAUGUGUUGCUGGAGUUUUAUGUCUUUUCGAGUUGCCUAGUAAUUGUGAUUGCGGACGCAACAAGGCAUGUCGAGGAAAAAACCUUAAAGUACAAGUGUGUAUUGAUAACCAGUUAUUGUUUCGUAAAGUAGAAAUGACCACGCAAAAACCUACAAUGUUCCUCAAAUCACCAAAUGAAGUCAGCCUAAAUUGGAAAAAAUUUUCAGAAUCUUGUGUAUUACCUUACUUUAUAGUCGCCCCACCAGGUUAUCCUUUGCGCACUUGGCUUAUGCAAAAAUACGAUAAACCUAGUGAAACUUGGGAAUAUGACUUCAAUAAAUGUUUCGGCAGUUUAAACAUCUUUCGUGAAGUUUCUUUGAAGAGAUUGUUUGGCCGUUGGCACAUACUUAACUCUACUGAAUGCAUUUUGCCGGAGUCGAAGAGUUUUAUUAUAAAAGCAUGCUGUCUUUUGCAUAAUCUUUUAGAGGAAAGACGAGAAUACUUUUCAGUUGAAUGGUGUACAAAUUUUAAUCCAUGUAAAUAUGAAUACAAACUGAGUGCAGCGGUAACACAAUUUUAUAACGACUCAAAACCGGCUAUGGAAAACCGAAAUAGUAUUGCAAAAUUAAUACGUUUAACAAAAAUACAUAAUAUAGAAGACGAAUUUGAGACGAAUUAAAUAAUAAAAGGUUUCUUAUUCAAAAUAAAA